GAGUCAAGUAGCCGGCUACUGUCGCAGGUGCUGGUGCUUCUGCGGCGGAGCUAGACGCAGGCGGCACCUGGGGCAUGUCCUCGCUCGGGGGCCCGCGUCCCGCGGCAGGGGAGCAGCCCGGAGCUAGACUGCACGUGCGGGCGACCGGAGGCGCGCUGCUGCUUUGCGUGCUGGCGGUGCUGCUGGGCUGGGUUUGGCUGCGGCGGCAGCGCGCAUGCGGCAUCCCUCCGGGGCCCAAGCCUCGGCCACUCGUGGGUAACUUCGGGCACUUGCUGGUGCCACGCUUCCUGCGGCCUCAGUUCUGGCUGAGCUCGGGCAGCCAGACGGACACGGUGGGCCAGCAUGUGAACCUGGCCAGGAUGGCCCGUGUCUAUGGCAACAUCUUCAGCUUCUUCAUCGGCCACCGUCUGGUGGUGGUCCUCAGCGACUUCCACAGCGUGCGCGAGGCGCUAGUGCAGCAGGCUGAAGUGUUCAGUGACCGCCCGCGGAUGCCGCUCAUCUCCAUCAUGACCAAGGAGAAGGGAAUCGUGUUUGCACACUAUGGUCCAAUUUGGAAACAGCAGAGGAGAUUCUCCCACUCGACGCUUCGUCAUUUCGGUCUGGGCAAGCUCAGCCUGGAGCCCAGGAUCAUCGAGGAGUUCGCGUACGUGAAAGAAGCCAUGCAGAAGCACGGAGAGGCCCCCUUCAGCCCCUUCCCGAUCAUCAGCAAUGCCAUCUCCAACAUCAUCUGCUCCCUGUGCUUCGGCCAGCGCUUCGAUUACACCAACAAGGAGUUUAAAAAGGUGCUGGAUUUCAUGUCCCGGGGGUUAGAAAUCUGCUUGCACAGCCGGCUCUUCCUGAUCAACAUCUGCCCCUGGUUUUACUACCUCCCCUUUGGUCCAUUUAAGGAGCUAAGGCAAAUCGAAAGGGACAUAACCUGCUUCCUUAAAAACAUCAUCAGAGAACACCAAGAGUCCCUGGACGCCAGCAACCCUCAGGACUUCAUAGACAUGUACCUUCUGCACAUGGAGGAGGAGAAGGGAGCCGGCGGGCACAGCAGCUUCGACGAGGACUACCUGUUCUACAUCAUUGGGGACCUCUUCAUCGCCGGCACUGACACCACAACCAAUUCUCUGCUCUGGUGCCUGCUGUACAUGUCACUGAACCCCGACGUGCAAAAAAAGGUUCAUGAAGAAAUUGAAAGGGUCAUUGGCUGUGACCGUGCACCUUCCCUCACAGAUAAGGCCCAGAUGCCAUACACAGAAGCCACCAUCAUGGAGGUGCAGCGGCUGUCCAUGGUGGUGCCACUCGCCAUUCCUCACAUGACCUCGGAGAAAACAGUCCUCCAAGGGUACACCAUUCCCAAAGGCACAGUGGUCCUACCCAACCUAUGGUCAGUCCACAGAGACCCAGCCAUCUGGGAGAAGCCAGACGACUUCUGUCCUCAUCGAUUUCUGGAUGACCAAGGACAACUUUUGAAAAGAGAAACUUUUAUUCCUUUUGGGAUAGGGAAGCGGGUGUGUAUGGGAGAGCAGCUGGCCAAGAUGGAGUUAUUCCUGAUGUUUGUGAGCCUGAUGCAGACGUUCACCUUUGCGUUACCUGAGGGUUCCGAGAAGCCCAUCACGACUGGGAGAUUUGGUCUAACACUGGCCCCGCACCCUUUUAAUGUAACCAUCUCAAAGAGAUGAAGAAGCCCUGAGAAGAGAGGAGCGGGCCUUCCCAUUGCUGCUGAGCAUGGGCCUAGCAGUUUAGCACAGCCAGGAGAGGCUGGGUGGUGCCCACUGUCUACAGGGAAGCAUGGACACUCGGUUUGGUUGUGUGGAUUCCAUCGGGAAGCAGAGCUUCUCAUCUCUCAGCCUCUGUCAUCCCAUGGUAAAAUGAGGUAAUGAAAGUUCUCUCAGCUCUGAGGGGGACUGGAUGCUUCAUGAAGUCUGUGCUGUUGGCAGAUGCUGGGCAAAUCAUUAGAUCUGCCUUUGGACCUCCCAAGGCCCCUGCAACAUCUAGCGUCAGCAGGGACACUUGGUCAGAGGGGGGUGCAGGUCUAGGUUAUAUCGAGGUAGACCUUUUUUUUUUUUCUGCUCUCUAUACGAUUUUUUUUCUUUUGCUUUUUUUCCCCUGACAUAAAUUCAAUGUCAGUUUCUUUGGGCUUGUCUUAUGAGUGUUGUUUUUGUUUAGGGAUGUGUUCCCUUUAUAGAGCUGGGAUGAAAUGUCCCCUUGCCCAGUAAUGUUGAGAAAAAGAAAAUGAUCCUCUUGAGGUUGUUGUCCACCCAUGUGUCUGCCGUCUGUAGCCACAUGAGCGGUGAGCCUGGCUGCGCAGCACAGGUUCGCCCUGCGUAGGUGAGUGCAGGGCACAAUUGGGGCCCUGGAUGCUGGGCUGGGGAGUGUGAUAAUGGAGUUGUGGAAUUGUUCCAGAAGGGAUUUCUCACUGAAGUGACUCAGAACCCUCCUCUCCUAUGCCAUCAGCCAUGGUGUGACUGACUUAGUCAAGACAAGAAGCCAUUGUGUGAUUAGAGGGCCCUCUCAUGGCUCCUCCAAGGGCCACAUGGAAAUGUGGGAAUGCCUUUCGUAGAAAGGCGCCAUACUGAAUGCUCUCGUGUAUAUGUAAUCCUUGCACUAAGGGAGCUGAGGCUGUCCAGUGCUAAGGCCCAUAAUUAAAAAGUGCCACUACCCGCCAGUUCUCUAAGCUACUUGGCCUUGUGACAGGAGAGCACUUUCUGAGGCCCAUCUCAGUAUUGCCCCAUAUGGUCCUGAAGCUAGCCUCCAUUACCUGUGCCCUCUCUGCACGCUGCUGCCCCCUCACCAUGCCUGAUUUUUGGGAUGCCCAGACAACUUGGGAGUGAGGUAGGAAAAGCGAUUUAGGGGAAAAGCCCGCCCACGAUUUAUCACAGUCAGUCCAGGAUACUUUUUAAACACAGUGUAAUUUGUCCUACCUAAUUCAGCCAGUGUUUAAAAAUGUACUCAACUUUUGUUUAUCAUUUAAAGUAACCAUUUUAGGCAAAUCUAGGAUGAGGCCUUAGCUGCCAACACAACCCAGAAUGGAAGCUUCCAGCAGCUUCCCACCGGCCACAUCCACAGGCCAUUCUCUGAGGUACCCAGGCCUGCUCGCAGAUGCUUCCUGGGGGAAGAUAACAGCUGCUGAAUAAAAACCUAAUAGGAGUAAAAAGAAAAAUGUGGAAUAUCGUAUAACCAGGUGUUGGUUAAUUUUUGAGUCUAUAUUCUUUAUGUUAUCCAUCAUUCUGUUUUCCUCUUCAUAAAUUAUACUAACUUUCAAACUAGAUGAACGGAGUCCAUGCUAAUCUGCAGGCUCCCUGGAGAUUGUGUUUAGGCCAGCACACUAAAGAUGAGGGGCUGAGGAUGUACACAUUGUGGAGAAGGUGUGGGAUGGCAAAUCCUGCUGGCUGAGCAGGUUGGUUGUCCUGAUCUGACCUGCACGUUUGCUGGCCCCUUACUCCAUGACUUGCACAUGGAUUUCUGGACCUCCUAACCAAAGAUUUCACAUUGUACUUGAAAAGGACUUCUGCCUUCUCUGAGGUGACGUCAGAGUCCUGCCAUUAUCCCGCAGUUUAACACCGUGCCUCAUGCUGUAAAGCCAUGAAAACCCCUUUUCUAACACUGCUGCAGGAGGAGCGCGCUUUUCCCGAGCCUACUGCUGCUUGAUGGUUUUGCACUUCACAACUCCUCUGAAAUGGGAAAUUAACUGGAGUCAGUGUUCUAACCAUGAGGUCUGGACCUCGUCUGUGAUGGAGCUCUUGGUGAUCCUAUUA
Messenger RNA from Mus pahari (shrew mouse), 3743 nucleotides. RefSeq names its product cytochrome P450 2U1. Gene Ontology annotation, biological process: xenobiotic metabolic process. The record is from RefSeq and is a predicted model, not a curated record. Gene Ontology annotation, molecular function: heme binding; oxidoreductase activity, acting on paired donors, with incorporation or reduction of molecular oxygen, reduced flavin or flavoprotein as one donor, and incorporation of one atom of oxygen; iron ion binding. The coding region runs from base 75 to 1667 and encodes 530 amino acids. The transcript is spliced from 5 exons. Gene Ontology annotation, cellular component: cytoplasm; intracellular membrane-bounded organelle. Lineage: Eukaryota; Metazoa; Chordata; Mammalia; Rodentia; Muridae.